CCAAGUGCCUGUCUACUUCUUUUACUUUCGCUUGUUCUAGUUUGUAAACUAGAGUUGUCUUCUCCCCUCAUUCUAUUUUCUUUUUCCUUCUUCUUUUACGCUAUAUUAUCGCAAGGGAAAAGAUGUUUCCUGUGAAAAGUUUCAGUGGGGUUGAGAAUAACAACAGCCCGGUCAUGUUAAUGGAGGGUGAAGAUUCCCUUAAGGAUUUAUCAGAGAGAAAAACAAUGGAAGCCUGUAAGAGUCACAAGGAAGCUGAAAGGAGGCGCAGGCAACGUAUCAAUGCCCAUUUCUCCACUCUCCGCUCUGUCCUCCCCAACACCACUAAGACGGAUAAGGCGUCGUUACUGGCGGAGGUUGUUCAUCACGUGAGGGAGCUAAAGAGGCAAGUGGAAGACGUAGGGCGGCGCGACCGCGACGGUUGUUGUAGUAACAGCCGACCGGAGCUCGACACGUCGUGGCCGUUUCCUGGGGAAUGUGACGAGGCGACGUUGAGCUUUUGUGACGAAGGAGGGAAGUUGUUAAAAGCGACGAUUUGCUGCGAGGAUAGGCCGGGUUUGAACCACGAUUUGAGCCGGGUGAUCAGGUUGGUCCAGGCUAAGGUGGUUCGAGCUGAGAUGACGACGGUUGGUGGGCGGACCAAGAGCGUCGUGGUGAUGCAAUGGAGCGGCGAUGAGGAGCAAGUUGGACCGUUGAAACGGGCUUUGAAGGAUGUGGUGGAGAACCGGGUUUCUAGGUUGGCCCAAGGGACGGGAAGUAAACGGGCUCGGGUUUUUGGGUCGAAUAGUGAAACUGGACAUGGGUUUUUGGUAGGUUGAGGAAGUGUUUGAUUUUGUUGAUGUGAUAAUGGCAUAAUGGUAAAUUAGAAAAUAACUUGAAUAUUAUAAGGUUAAAUUAAAUGUGUAUAUAUAUUAUAUUAUACUCUCAAUUGGUUAAUUUUGAGGAAUUUGGGAUGCUUUAUUAUUAUAGUAUAUAUAAGAGAGGUUUCUUCAAGUUUUCCUUAUUUAUCUUUUCCUACUAUUUAUAUUUAUAAUAAAUAAGGCAUGCUUGUCUACUUAUUUGGUGCUUUCUUUUCUUUUGUUUGUCAACUCUUUUAACUCCAUAUGUUAUUUUUAAAAUUAAUGUCAAUUUUAAUUUUUACCA
This is a messenger RNA of Gossypium raimondii (Peruvian cotton), 1140 nucleotides long. Its product is annotated as transcription factor bHLH30. The coding region runs from base 123 to 815 and encodes 230 amino acids. The record is from RefSeq and is a predicted model, not a curated record. Gene Ontology annotation, biological process: regulation of DNA-templated transcription. The transcript has 2 exons. Gene Ontology annotation, molecular function: protein dimerization activity; DNA-binding transcription factor activity. NCBI's taxonomy places the organism in Eukaryota, Viridiplantae, Streptophyta, Magnoliopsida, Malvales, Malvaceae.